Molecule: messenger RNA, 6134 nt
Organism: Lotus japonicus
Lineage: Eukaryota; Viridiplantae; Streptophyta; Magnoliopsida; Fabales; Fabaceae
Product: putative 1-phosphatidylinositol-3-phosphate 5-kinase FAB1C
Exons: 11
Coding region: 795-5969 (1724 amino acids)
Biological process (GO): phosphatidylinositol phosphate biosynthetic process
Cellular component (GO): endosome membrane
Molecular function (GO): ATP binding; 1-phosphatidylinositol-3-phosphate 5-kinase activity
Source: RefSeq, a predicted model, not a curated record
GAAGAGAGAGUUGAAAGGAAAAGGAAAAGAAAAGAAAAGAAAGCAAAGCAAAGCAAAGCAAAGCAGAAGAGAGAGUGCGAGAAAGAUGGGUAAGAAGGAAGUGUUGUUGUUUGAGAUGCGAGCCUACUACUCCGGUAGAAAGGGAACCUUCUCCGUACUUCAUCUCUUUCUUCUUUUCAUUUUAAUCCUUCCCAGAAUUUAAAGUUUUCUUCUUUGCUUAAUCCACUGUUCUUAAAACUUCUUCUUAUUCUUCUGUUUCUGUUGAGCGAUUCAAACAAAGACUUCAACUUUUCGUGUUUUUAAUUCUGGGUUUUGAAGAAAGUUUGGUUUUUUGUUAAAGGGUAUUGGAAAUUUCAAACAUUUUUAAGUGGGGUGUAGUUUUUUUAUUUUUUUAAUUUGGUAGGAUUUUCAUUGUAAAUAGUAUCAUCAGAUUGGUGAAUAUUUUCAUCAUUAUUGCUCUUGUUUCCUCGUCUGAUAUUAUUUGAUAUCCAGGAGGAUUUGCAAAUCAUCAAAAAGUAAAGAAAAAACCAUAAAAAAAGGAAAUAAUUGAUCAUAAUUUGAAACAAUCCCCAAUUUUAGUGAGGGUUUUAUCCAAUACUCUUCACUUGAUUUCUUAUAUUUUUAAGGUAAUUUCAGUGAUCAGUGAUCAGAGAGUAUUCUGGUGCCAAAAAGGUUAGAGUUUUUAUUUGUUUUAGGCUUGUUUUGGUUUUGUGGAAGAAAUUGCCAAUACUGAAGUUAGGUUGAGUAGAGGAAAUAAGAGAACUGAGCUGAGUUCUCUGCUAGUUUCAUUGUUUAUGGGAAUACCUGAUAGGUCACUGCUAGAUCUGAUAGAAAAAGUUAGGUCUUGGGUUUCUUGGGGAGGAAGUGAUUUCGGUCGUGGCGAUUCGGGUGAAUUUGAUAUGCUCAAAAAGUGCUGUGAGUGCAAUAGGAAUAUGAGUUCCAAUGAAAUGAUUCAGUGCAAAUAUAAUUGUAAAAGCUGUGGCCGUUGGUUGUGUGUUAAGUGUGUCCAAGGUUGUGAUCUCCUCCCAAAUCUUGAAUCUGAUGAAUUCAGGGAAACCAUCAAUUCUUGCAAGUUCUGUUGUUCAGAUGUUAAUAGGAAAUGUGAGAAAGUGCAUCCUGCUGUGUCGCCACAAGAGAGUCCGCGGCAAAGUCCCGAGCCGCCUUCGCCUUGUUUUAGUGUUGAAAGUGAUAGAACCAAUUCUCCAAUGAAUCCUGGAUUGAAUCAGGGAAGUCACUUUGAACGCCAUUUGCACGACCAAGAUGAUCAUUCGAUGAUCAGUAGGAGUAUGAUCUCAUCUUGUAGUCAACCUUCUUCGGUAUCUACUCAUCCGUCCAACUUCAGGAGUGAUGAAGAAGGAAUGGAAGAUUCUGGGAAACACUUUCUCAGCCAAUCACGUACAUAUGGUGAUAAUUAUUCAGAUAUAGAUUCAAGUAGCGUUAGUGCUAGACUUGACACUUACCACUAUAAUUCUGUGGGUUCAAGUCCUUCUGAGAGUCCUUCUAGAAUUGGUUUUACUUCUAGUAGGGUUGGGCUUCUUCCUGUGCAGAAGGGGCAGGAGAAAAGCCCCGUCUCUCAGAAUGAGGGCUCCUUUGGUCAACAAAGUACGGCUGUUUUAGGAAAGCCUGAACAAAGGACUGAGGAUGCAUAUAAUACUGCUUAUUUUACUGAUGACUUGUCGAUUUUCCAAGACCAGAAUGAGAAUUCACAGAGGCCAUUGGAUUUUGAAAAUAAUGGUCUCAUUUGGUUCCCGCCACCGCCUGAUGAUGAAAAUGAUGAUGCAGAUGGUAAUUUCUUUUCAUAUGAUGAUGAAGAUGAUGAUAUUGGUGACUCUGGUGCUUUGUUCUCAUCCAGUAGCAGUCUAUCUAAUAUGUUUCCUGCAAAGCAGAAACAUAAUGAGGGAAACGACGAACCUUUAAGAUCUGUCAUUCAUGGGCAUUUUAGAGCUCUUGUUUCACAGCUUUUACAGGGAGAGGGAAUUGAAGUCGGUAAGGAAAAUGAUUCUGAGAACUGGCUUGACAUAGUUGCAAUGGUAGCAUGGCAGGCUGCUAACUUUGUUAGACCAGAUACUAGCAAAGGUGGAAGUAUGGAUCCUGGUGAUUAUGUAAAGGUUAAAUGUAUAGCAUCUGGAAGCCCUAGUGAGAGCACCCUUAUCAAAGGAGUUGUUUGUACUAAAAAUAUUAAGCAUAAACGCAUGACCUCUCAAUACAAAAAGCCUAGACUACUCCUUUUAGCUGGAGCACUGGAAUAUCAGAAAGUUCCAAAUCAACUGGCUUCUUUUGAUACAUUGUUGCAGCAGGAAAGUGAUCAUAUGAAGAAGAUCACUUCAAAAAUUGAGGCUCUUCGACCAAAUGUUUUGCUCGUAGAGAAAAGUGUCUCUUCAUGUGCCCAGGAAUUAUUGUUGACCAAGGAAAUUUCCCUGGUGUUGAAUGUUAAAAGGCCUGUGCUAGAGCGUAUAGCUCGCUGCACUGGUGCUCUUAUCACUCCAUCAGUGGAUAGUUUAUCUAAAGCACGAUUGGGGCACUGUGAAUUGUUCCGGUUAGACAGAAUAGUAGAAGAUCAUGAGACUGGUAAUCAUUCCAACAGAAAACCAUCCAAAACAUUAAUGUUUUUUGAAGGUUGUCCACGGCGCUUGGGUUGCACGGUCUUACUGAAGGGUACAUGCCAUGAAGAACUAAAGAAAAUUAAACAUGUUGUGCAAUAUGCAGUUUUUGCAGCCUAUCAUUUAUCUCUUGAGACCUCAUUCCUUGCUGAUGAGGGUGCUACUCUACCUAAGAUGAUGUUAAAACACUCAACGGACAUGCAAGUGAGUGCAACAGCUGAGUCUGACACUUCUAUGAUAACUAACACCCAUUCUUCUACCAUUUGCCAAUCAGAGGCUGAUGAUGCUUCCAGAGUGGAAGGCUCUGCUGGUCAUGAUUUGAAGAUUGAAAAUUUAGGAUCAUUGUCCGAUCAUCUUGAUGACUCUAGUUUUCAUCCAUCUGCAAGCACCAUGGUGGAUAGUAGUGUUGAGAAUGUGGUCUCUGAUUCAUUAGAUAAUAAUUUAACUUCUAAUUUGACUUUAGAAUCAGAUUAUUUCGAUCAGUGCAAUGAAUCGGACCCUAUAUCUUGGAACCCUUUGCAAACAGAUUUGCAAGAAACCACUGUUCUAGGGGAGAGGAAGUGUGAAGUUGCUGUGUCGACAAAAGACAAGAUUAAGGAGGAUGAGUUUUCUGGGGAAUACUUUUCUGCCACCGAUGGUCAUCAGAGCAUUUUGGUGUACUUUUCCAGUCACUGUGUAUCAAAAGGAACUGUAUGUGAACGCACUAAGUUGCUGCGAAUUAAAUUCUAUAGCUCUUUUGAUAAGCCACUUGGGAGAUAUCUUAGUGAUGAUCUGUUUGCUCAGAAAUCUUGCUGUCAGUCUUGUAAUGAGCCAGCAGAGGCUCAUGUCCUUUGUUUUACACACCAGCAAGGAAAUCUUACAAUCAAUGUUAGGCGCCUUCCAUCUGUUAAAUUACCCGGGGAAAUAGAUGGCAAGAUUUGGAUGUGGCACCGAUGUCUAAGGUGUCCUCAUGUGGAUGGAGUUCCACCAGCAACUCGGAGAAUUGUUAUGUCAGAUGCCGCAUGGGGGUUGUCUUUUGGAAAGUUCUUGGAACUUAGCUUUUCAAACCACGCAACUGCAAAUCGGGUUGCAUCCUGUGGACAUUCUUUGCAGAGAGACUGCCUCCGUUUUUAUGGGUUUGGGAGCAUGGUUGUUUUCUUCCGGUAUUCCUAUAUUGAUGUUCUUUCUGUCCAGCUACCCCCAUCUGUACUGGAAUUUGGCCAGAUCCAAGAAGAGUGGAUAAGAAAGGAUGCAGGAGAGCUUUUUAAUAAAGUGGAAACCCUGUAUGUGGAGAUAUCAAAUGUGCUUGAGCGUUUGGAAACAAUGAUUGCAUCUCCUGGUAUUGAAAAUGAGCUAUCAGAUAUAUGCGACAUUCGUAACCACAUACUGGAUCUGAAAGAUAUGCUUCAAAAAGAAAGAACAGAUUAUCGGUAUUUGCUACAAUCUGCCACAGUGGUUGCACAGACAGGGAAGAUGGCUUUAGACAUUCUUGAACUUAAUCGCUUGAAACGUGCACUUCUAAUUGGUGCACAUGUUUGGGAUCAUCGGCUAUACUCAUUGGACUCUCUCAUUAAAAGAAGUUUAGAUUCAUCCAGGGUUAGACACGAAAAUGAAUUAUGUGCAGAUGUUAAAGAGUUAAGAGUUUAUUCAUUUCACAAGGAUCAAAAUUUUGACUGUGGGCUUGAGCAAAAUAAUUGUCAGUCUUCAAAGUUGCAUCAGUCUCAUGAAAGUCAUAUGCUUGUAGAGCCGGAUGACUCACAUGAACCUGGUGCUUCUGAUGCAUUUACAUCUUAUCAUGAUGGAGAGGAACUGCAUUCAGAUGAUGAUUUCAUUACUGACACAACAUUAUCUGACUGUAUCCAACCAACUGAAUCCAAUCUUUCUGAGAAAAUAGAUUCUGCUUGGACGGGAACUGAUCUACCUAUUCACGCUAACCCUCCCUUUAAAAGGUUUCCACAACCAAUGAGAGUUCAAUCUUUUGAUUCAGCUUUAAGAGUUCAGGAGAGAAUCAGGAAACUCUUGCCCUCAUCCUUACAUUUAUCAACACGUAGAUCUUUUCAUGCUUCUGGAGAUUAUGGUAACAUGGUUAGAGACCCUGUUUCUAAUGUAUUGCAGCCUCACCUUCAAAUGUUGCCAUGGGAGGCACAGAAGAUAAAUCUGAUCCUAAGCUCCACGCCAUCUUUCAUUUCCUCCAUUUCUCACAUAGCUGAAGGUGCUCGGUUGCUGCUUCCCCAAACAUGUCAUGGUGAUAGAGUUAUUGCUGUGUAUGACAAUGAUUAUGCUAGCAUAAUAGCCCAUGCCCUUAGUUCCAAGGAAUAUAAAGAUUGGGUUUCUGGUAAGUCAGAUCUGAAUGAUUGUAGCUGGGUUACUCGAGAGAGAACCAAAGAGGAUUUAGCUACUUCCAGCUUUUCUGCAUGGGGGGGUGCUCUGGACUUGGAUUAUAUGAAUUAUGGAGGUUAUGGGUCUGAAGAUACUUCAUCUUCGAUUGGAUCUAUUAUCAGGGAACCUAAAAAAUCUGUACACUUGCAAAUUUCUUUUGCUGAUGAUUCUUUGGGCGCCGGAGGUAAAGUGAAUUUUUCUGUGACGUGCUAUUUUGCAAAGCAGUUUGAAUCACUUAGGAAAAGGUGCUGCCCUAAUGAAAUUGAUUUUGUGCGAUCCUUGAGCCGUGGUCAGAGAUGGAGUGCACAAGGAGGGAAAAGUAAUGUAUAUUUUGCCAAGUCAUUAGAUGAGAGGUUUAUUAUUAAGCAAGUAACCAAGACAGAAUUGGAUUCCUUUGAAGUAUUCGCACCUCAAUAUUUCAAAUAUCUGAUGGAUGCCCUCAAAUCAGGAGGCCCAACUUGCCUUGCCAAAAUUCUUGGUAUUUAUCAGGUCACUGUCAAAUACGCAAAAGGUGGCAAGGACACAAAGCUAGAUCUGAUGGUGAUGGAGAAUCUAUUUUACAAAAGAAACAUAUCCAGGGUAUAUGAUCUGAAGGGCUCAGAAAGAUCUAGGUACAAUGCAGAUACAACUGGGACAAACAAAGUCAUGCUAGACAUGAAUUUGUUGGAAUCACUGAGAACAAAACCCAUGUUUCUUGGGAGUAAGGCCAAGAGAAAACUCGAGAGAGCUGUAUGGAAUGACACAUCCUUUUUGGCGUCUGUUGAUGUUAUGGAUUACUCAUUGCUGGUUGGAGUGGAUGAAGAGAAGAAUGAACUGGUUUUGGGCAUAAUUGAUUACAUGAGGCAAUACACAUGGGACAAGCAUUUGGAGACAUGGGUGAAGGCAUCUGGGAUACUUGGGGGUCCAAAGAAUGCUUCUCCCACAAUAGUUUCCCCUAAACAGUACAAGAAAAGAUUCAGGAAGGCCAUGACUACUUACUUUCUCACCUUACCUGAUCAGUGGUCAUCUUGAAUUCUAUUCUUUUCUUUAGACAUGCAUCCAUGGUGAAUACUGCUUUGGAUGCAUCUAGCUCUAUUUUUUAUUUAUUAUAUCAACACUGAUGGAAAAUAUUGUAAUUUUUAAUAAUAAAUAUUUUGUUCUUACUGAUUAAUGCUAAUGUUUGGAUCAUUCUUUCUA